Molecule: messenger RNA, 543 nt
Organism: Mesorhabditis belari
Lineage: Eukaryota; Metazoa; Nematoda; Chromadorea; Rhabditida; Rhabditidae
Source: the annotation of a GenBank genome assembly
AUGCCUACAAAAAAAAUCGCUCCUUCGAAGCGUGCCAUUGGUGAGGACGGUCCUAUCCUUUCUCGUACCCGUUCGCGCACUCGAUCAAAGGAUCGCGCAGAUGCACCAAAGAAAACUUCUCGGCGCGACGUCCUCACAAUGAAGAGGAAGCUGGAGGAAAAGAAAGCCCCGUCUGAGCCACCCAGUCAGUCAUCCGACUCGGACUCCGUGCCCAAGAAGAAAACCGUCGAGAAGAGCGCCCGCAAGAUGGUCAAGAAGGCGGCAGAAAAGGUCAUGCCAAAGGAGAAGCCGGCAAAGGGAAGCGGAAAGAAGGUGUCAUCCCCGUCCUCGUCAUCGCAGUCUGAGGGUGAGCGCAGUGGAUCGGUGAAGGAAAGUAGUAGCUCAUCGAAAAGCUCCCGCAAAGACAAAGGAAAGAAAAAGGAAACUGUGAAACGAGGCCGUGCUAAGACUCCACGCUCUACCACCGCAGCUCCAUACAAGAGUCACCGCAAGGCUUCUCGCAGCGCAUCAACCGGACGUCCUAAGCGCACCGCCAAGAAGCGC